CAAAGGGUAUCAAAAGUGGAGUACUAAACUCUUUGCUCGUAACUACACGUGUGACUCCGCUUUGUAUGCGGUAAAUUUAAAAGUCAACAUGUGUCAGUGCUAUCGUCAUGCUUUUGUCUGACAAAUAAGUUUCUGCUCUUAUGGAAGCAGGAAACAAUGUAGCUCGUGGUAAAUAAAUGACUGCUUUGGACCGGUAUUACGAUACACUUAAAAUGCAGAAACAAGUGGAGAUAAGAGUUAAUAGUUUGUCGAUAUGAUACAGGACGAAACGUAAUAUUCGACAGAAUAUUCGUGUCUAUCACCGAUUCACCAAUAAUAAGCCGAAUCGUGCGUCACGUUUUAUUACCUUCUCACAAACUGUAAUAAUAUUAUGCUUAAUCAACUAGGAAACUGAAGUUCCUCCAAAGCAUCGACUGACAGUGUGCCUGAAUUAACAUUCACAAUGCAGAGAUCUAUAAAUGCAGCGGUGAAUGAUUAUACAGAGAUUGUGAGGCGGUUAUCGUUUGGCCAAAGAUUGGCAUAUGGCGUUGGACAUGUAUUGAAUGACAUAUGUGCUUCCAUGUGGUUUACGUACUUAUUGGUAUUCUUUCAUCUUGUUUUGGAAUUCGAUGCAUUUUAUUCAGGAGUAAUAUUACUUAUUGGCCAAAUAGCAGAUGCUGUAGCGACCCCUUUUGUCGGUUUUCAUUCCGAUAAACAUGAUGAUUUUUGGUUAUGUCGAUAUGGCAAACGCAAGACUUGGCAUUUAUUUGGGACUAUUUGUGUUCUCCUGGCUUUUCCAUUUAUAUUUUCAUCGUGCAUCAAUUGUGAAACAGCACAUCAAUGGGCACAAUUAAUUUACUAUGCUUCAUUUGUGAUAAUAUUUCAAUUUGGUUGGGCUGCCGUUCAAAUUUCUCAUUUGUCUUUAAUACCGGACCUUACUCCUACGGAACAAGAAAGAACGGAACUGACAGCUCUAAGGUAUAGUUUUACGGUAUUCUCUAAUAUACUAGUGUACUGCAUUGCUUGGGCAGUUCUUCAUGUAACUAAUGAUGUUCCGGGCUCACAAAUAGGACCAACGGAUGUACAUAAAUUUCAGAAAGUAUUAUUUAUUGGAUUAGGAGUAGGUUUUGGAACAUCCCUAAUCUUUCAUAUUUUUGUAAAGGAGACGGCUGCUAAUAAUUCUGGAGGAUUAUUGAGGCAAAGUACGCGUUCCGUGACCAGUAUAUUAAAAGAUGCACAAAUGUAUCAAGUGGCACUGGUUUACAUGCCAACCCGACUAUUUGUAAAUUUAUCACAAAUUUAUGUACCUUUGUACUUACAUGAAACUCUCCAUAUGGCUGCUACUUCUUUGGCAGUCAUACCAUUAACAAUAUUCCUCAGCAGUUUUAUGACGUCUUUAAUUAUCGAAAGAUUAAAUACGAGAUUAGGACGAAAAAUCUCAUACUUUAUUGGAGUUGUCGUUGCCUUGUGUGCUUGUGUAUGUAUAUGGCUUGGACAAGGCAGUGCAUACGUUACAUACGAAAUUUAUUUAGUAGCUAUUUUACUAGGAAUGGGAGGUUCGAUCAUGCUGGUCACCAGUCUUGGUGUAACUGCAGAUUUUAUUGGAUUCUGUUCAGAUACGGGAGCUUUUGUAUAUGGUGUCAUGAGUUUUUCGGAUAAACUCUGCAAUGGAUUAGCUGUUAUCGUGAUACAAUCUGUGCGUUGUACAAGUAAUUGCUCGAGUUACUAUAGAGAUGUAAUCGCUUUCGUUUGUGGAGCUGCUGCACUUUUUGGUUUAUUAGUGAUCAUUUUCAUUAAACCAUUUACUUACAACGAUGGGUUUAAUAAUUUAUAUUAUGAGAAUUCAAUGGAUUAUCCACCAAUAUCAGCCAUAACUACAGAUGAAACUUCUAAUGAUGUUACGAGCCCAACAAGACAAGACAUAAGUGACUGAUUUUAGUUUAUAUAAAAUUAAUUGCACAGAGCAGUUCAAAUUAGUUUUGGUGCAGUGGUAUUUAUGGAGCGCACAUUAGAAAAAUUUUUUUUUUAUUCGGCUGCGCCGAUAUUAGUAGUAACAUAAUUUAUAGAAAUGUAAUUAGAGCACAAAGGGCGUAUACGCUUUUUAGGAUCGCAUGUUAGUGCAAUUAAAAGGUUUAUUAUUCGUCGACGACAAUAUAGAUUAAGAUAGAUGGACUUCUGGCGAGUGGAUUCUGUUAAAUAAGAAUGAGAAGAAAUUUAUUGAUUUGAAUAUAUCUGUAUAUAUGCAUAUAGAAUCUUUACUUUUAACACGAAGAACGUGUUGGAAGUAUGUCUGCAUGGUGCUUAGUUAAAAAUACGGGUUAAUGGUGCUCAGUAUGUCUUAUAAAUUUGGUUUGUAUUUAAUACAUAACGGUUUACUUAGUGGUAUCAAAUACUACGCUCUUAUUUAACAUGGGAAUCUAUAAAUACUGAAUGUGAGCACUAGAUAAUCUAUUGCAAUUGAUGCCAGAAGUAUAUCUAGGUUGUGCCUACCUCCUGCUGACAAUAGCAGUUUUUUUCCUCUGACACAAACAAUGAAAUCAAGGUCCGAAUGGGAACAUAUUGCUCAUGCCCGUAUUUACGAAUUCAUAGUAUUCAACUAGCUUUAAUAAUAUUUUUAAAUAAAACAGACUAAAGCUGUAUAAAAAUGGUGUUACGAACAACUAAUAAAUGUUAACCGAGUUGCCACAAGGUU
Orussus abietinus is the source of this 2671-nucleotide messenger RNA. Its product is annotated as major facilitator superfamily domain-containing protein 12. Gene Ontology annotation, cellular component: membrane. The record is from RefSeq and is a predicted model, not a curated record. Bases 443 to 1912 code for a protein of 489 amino acids. The transcript is spliced from 8 exons. NCBI's taxonomy places the organism in Eukaryota, Metazoa, Arthropoda, Insecta, Hymenoptera, Orussidae. Gene Ontology annotation, molecular function: symporter activity. Gene Ontology annotation, biological process: carbohydrate transport.